GAUCUCUCAUCUCAUCAAUGGAUAUGUAAUGGGUGCAUUUAUCGAAUUCGAACAUUUUACAGGUUUACAUUAUUGAACGAUUUGUCACCGUCUCAGCUUGAAACCCUGCGUUUAUAAGAGGUUGUUCGUAUUCCUUUCAACUGCCGCGAGAUACCUAGGCACUGGCAGUCUGUACGCGGAUAUUGCUUGCGCUUGGUUGACGCGAGCUUUCCCCAAAGCAAACAGCAAAAAACGGCGAAAUAGAAGGGGCGAGUAGCCUGGGUACCCAAUCCAGGAAUUAUCAAGCCGCACAUAGCGAGCCGAUUUGCAGAGUCUAUCUUUCAAAAUGCUAGACCCAUGGGACGAACUUGAGACACUCCAAAAAGGGCGGCGGGACUCGCUCAUAUGUGCUCGUGACUUGGAGAGUAUCAAAGACUCAUGCAUCCGAGAACAUAGCAAGAAACACGUGGUUGAAUGUUCGGAAUGCUGGACACGCCUCAUCAACCGCCUGAGAGACCGCUAUCUAAACUCUCCGAUCAAAGAAUGGUUCUCUGGACGAAGGGCCUUUCUUCAAGAGUUAGAUGAUUUAUUCUCUAAGGCUCGGCAAAAGGAGGUUGACUUCAAAACUAUCGAAGAUCGGAUAGUCACUGAGAAACAGGAAUGGUUUCGAGAAAGGGUCUGCAACCUUAUCCUCCACUCAGGAACUAAGUCACCAUCUGAGGCACGAGCGCUCCAGCAGAGGCUAAAUGAUCGAGAUAUCCCUACUAGCCAACUUGUAUCAGAGUUGAGGGAGAAUCUAGGCGUAGACAUUGAGGAGAUCUUCAAAACCUUUUCGAACAACGUAAAGACAGCGCAAUCUCCAUCAUCACGGAAUCAUGCAUACAUAGAUGCCCUAUUCCAGCCUGAGCGUGACCCUGUCAACGCAUCAAAGUCCCGAAAAUAUGUCGACAUGGUUAGAGAUGGGAAGCCAGCUUCGGAAGUGAUAAAUGUUAUGACCCGUGAUCGCCAGUCACUCAAAGGGGACUCAGAUCAAAAGCAGAAAUUGCAAAAGAAAUUGGAAGAACUUCGACGCGCCAAAGCAGCUCAUGAGCUUGAUAAGAAUAAAAGAGACCAGCUACGACAAGAAAAGGCACGAGCCGCUAUGAGUAGUGCCGCCAACACCCUACCUCCGUGUUCCGUUUGCGACACCAACGUCAACGCGCAGAAAUUCCUAGCGUGCGCGUUAUGUCAAUUGCUUAGCGAUUACUACAAAGUGUUGGACAGGCCAACCUUGUUCUGCUCCGAGGGUUGUUAUGAAAAAGACUACGACACGCACGUUGCAGCGAUGCACGAAUGCUGUUCUGGUCUGGACUGCUUGAAUCUAAGCGACGCAGAUUCAGCAAUGGACGUCGACGAGCCGCAGCUUGUAUUUUGUCGAGAAUGCGUGGAACAUCUAGGACAAGGGUCUGUCUUCUGUUCCUCGCGUUGUCUUGACAUGAACUUUCAUCGCCAUCGGGAUAGAGUACAUUUCCCGGAACGUGAAAGAACCCAUCAUGAGACAUACGAAGAAGGACAGGUUGCGUUUGAUCCAGAAGAUGAGUCGACGUAUUCAGCAGGAGAUAUCAAGGCGGAGGCUCUUAGUUUGCGCGAUGUCAUGCUCGACUGGCAGCAGAAGACGGAAGCACGUGUAUCUUCAUAGCUUAUUGCUGAGUGUGUCUUACCGACUAAUAUAACGCUACUCCAUCUUGAUGACUACUGG
This is a messenger RNA of Xylaria bambusicola, 1717 nucleotides long. RefSeq lists its product as uncharacterized. The coding region runs from base 326 to 1657 and encodes 443 amino acids. Lineage: Eukaryota; Fungi; Ascomycota; Sordariomycetes; Xylariales; Xylariaceae. The transcript is spliced from 2 exons. The record is from RefSeq and is a predicted model, not a curated record.